AUGAAGCCUCUACUUUGGCUUUCCCGUGUUUUGUGUUUUGUUUGUUUCUGUUGUGCUCUGCCCAAACUGCAGGAACGGAGUCUGAGUUCAAGUUCAUUGUUUGGAAACCUGCCACCAGUGGACAGCAACAUGGACACACCAUGGCUGGCAUCUAUGCCUGGAAAUUGCCAGGGUAUCGUCCUGACUCCAUGGCUGAUUCUUUCUACAGCUAGCUGUCUAAAGAAAUCGAAACUGUCACCUCUGGACAUUUCCGGAGUAAAUGACCCAGAAAGCAUUCCACAUGGCCAAAAAGUCUGCCUCCAUCCCAAGUUUGAUCUCCAAGAUGAAAAUGAUCCAGUGAAAGCAGAUAUUGGCUUCAUCAUUCUUGAGGCGCCUAUCAUCGGGGAUGAGAUACCGCUAUCCCAGUCCACUAAUGUAACUUUGAAGAGCUGUUCUAAGUGCCACUACAGAAGCUGUGGUGUGUAUCAAUAUCAGAGUAGCAAGAAGCUUGGAACCACCAGAGUAAAGAAGAUAGAUGUGCAGCUGCUAGAUUUCUCAACAUGCCACCACCAGUAUUCCUAUUUAGAGAAGACUGAGGGCUUGUGUAUUCAGAGUCAACCACGGCAAGACUGCUGGAUACAGAAGGCCAGUCCUGUCCUAUGUCUUCUAAAGAACCACUGGCAACUGUUGGGCCUCAUACAUAAGACUUCAAGGAUAUGUCUAAAUCCCACAGUCAUCAUUAGAAUAGCUCCUUACUUUACCUGGAUGAAAGGAUUCAUCAAAGCAUCUAAGAAACUGAGUCUUUUGAUCAAAUUAUGGCAAAUAUAA
Messenger RNA from Acomys russatus (golden spiny mouse), 807 nucleotides. RefSeq lists its product as uncharacterized. The record is from RefSeq and is a predicted model, not a curated record. The transcript is spliced from 6 exons. Gene Ontology annotation, molecular function: serine-type endopeptidase activity. Bases 1 to 807 code for a protein of 268 amino acids. Lineage: Eukaryota; Metazoa; Chordata; Mammalia; Rodentia; Muridae. Gene Ontology annotation, biological process: proteolysis.